Messenger RNA from Leishmania braziliensis MHOM/BR/75/M2904, 2277 nucleotides. RefSeq names its product putative calpain-like cysteine peptidase. The transcript has a single exon. Gene Ontology annotation, molecular function: calcium-dependent cysteine-type endopeptidase activity. Bases 1 to 2277 code for a protein of 758 amino acids. Gene Ontology annotation, cellular component: cytoplasm. NCBI's taxonomy places the organism in Eukaryota, Euglenozoa, Kinetoplastea, Trypanosomatida, Trypanosomatidae. The record is from RefSeq and is a predicted model, not a curated record. Gene Ontology annotation, biological process: proteolysis.
AUGGCGGCAACACAAAAGCAGACAUAUCUUUCCGUGUGCAAGCAGCUAAAUGAGCCUCCUCUUCGCCAGCUUUUAGAGACCUUGGAGUAUGGUGAUGCAAGGCUAGACGUUAGCGGAAUUUACUUACCACGGAGGCACUUUCGCUGCUUUUUACAUUUUAUCGAGGAGCGACCCGACAUAGAAGAGCUAAUUUUGGACGGCGUGGACGUGGGUGUGAAGGAGGCAAAGCUACUGAAAGAGCACCUGCUGUCUUCUUGCGUGACGAAGCUGAGCUUGCAACGGAUAAAACUGGAUUCUGCAAGCGCCAAUAUAAUUCGCCAACUCUGCAUUGAAAACUCGAACUUGGUGUCUGUUAUGCUGCCUGAGACAUAUCUGCCUUCCUAUCUAGUCGAUGAAAUCAUGCUGAUUGUCGACUUGAAUCGCUUAAAUGUGGAAUCGCUGCGCUCCACGAAUACUGCAGGGGUGCUACAGGGAACAUCUACUAUUGCAAGAUGGAAACUUUGUAGGGGGAAAAAAGAUCACAGCUUUUCUUCAGCUCUGCAGCUGUCAUCUAGUGAGACGAAGAGAGUGGUUGACGAUUUUGUUACAUCAUACAAGUCUGUUUUUAUCGAUUUCUCUUUUCAACCAGACACUUUCAACCACCCUGUUGCAGGGAUUGAAGCAAUUCGGUGGAGUACAUACUGUGGACUGAGCAUGUUUCACAAAGGUGAAAGGGAUGGAUCAAAAGGGCUUUUCUCGCCAUCGUCUCACUAUAACAACCAGAAUUUGUGCGCCACUUUGAAUAUUCUCCGCUUUUACGAUAUCCUCAGCAAAUCUUUGCUGCUAGAGCGAUAUCCCCAGCCUGGGUUGUACGUCUUCCGCCUUUUUGUUGACGGAUUACCUGUUGAGAUAUGCGUUGACGAUUUAGUGCCAUGCGUUUAUGUAAAUGGGAGGUGCAUCGUUGUCGGAUUGAGUUCUUGCUGUAGUCCGUUUUAUGCCGCCAUUCUCGAGAAGGCCGUUGCAAAAGCAAUCGGUGGUUAUCGGUACCUCCAAGAAUUAUUGUUAUGCGACUACAUCGAGCUUCUUACAGGUUGCACAUGUUUCGAAGUGAAUUUAUUGAGGCGAUCACCGAUUUCUACCACUUUUGACACGCUACGAAGCUUGAACGAGGAUGGCCACAAGUUGGUCGCGUAUGCUAUCCCACGUACCUUGAUUGAGGAGCGGAUUCUAGAGGAUAGCGGCAUGUGUUGCAGAAUUCCAUUCACUAUUUUAAAAACUGAUAUCUGCCAAAAACAUGAUGCUCACUAUGUUUUUUUGGUUCAGCUGGCUGCCCCGUUGACUGGAAGGCUCCUCAAGUACGCAUUCGAGUAUGGAAUAUACAAAACGGAGGAGGUGAACGGGAAUUGUGUUUUCUGGCUGACCUUUGAGAACUUUGCUGCUGUGUUUGAGCGAGUGUUUCUUCUUCUGUGGCCUUUCGACGACGCUGUAUUAAAUCAUAAAACGACUGUGGAGUUCCAAGCGGCGAGCGAAUUUCUGUCUGUAUCUUCUCAAUUUGCCAAGAACUCCAGCUUUUUGAUUCAAAACGAAGGAGGCAGCUCAACUCCGGUUAUGGUGUCGUUAGUCGCUUCUUCCGCACCUCACACUCAAAUUGGAGCACAAUGUCUUUUUUACAAGGGUGUUGGCGCUGGGAAUGAAGCUUCCAAACGUCGCUACAAUGUGUCUAAAAACAACGCAGUUUUUGAAUCAGAGGAGUUUGAAGGGAAUGAGGGCGCAGUUUUUUUCAACCUUCUCCCCGCAGAGUGCCUGCAGAUGACUCUUUCUUCGCAUGUACCCAGCAGUUUCAGAAUUCGAAUAUCUGCAGUGGGGAAUGUCAGUGGAAUUCAGCUGCCUGACACAAUGGUGUCGUUGACUUUUUCUGGAAAGUGGAAUACGCUCCUUAAAGCAAAGCGAUUUUCUGACGAUAUUUUGCGACUUCGCACGAUUGAUGGUGAGCGCACUAUCAGCCUUGUGCUUGCUCUCUCUCAAGCCACUGGCGACAGUCCUCCUUUCCCACACGGAGUGCUUGGUUGGAACGGUACGUCUACCAACGUUGUUGAUACAACCAAACCAGGGUUUUCCACCCAACAGGAAAAGAACACUCUCUGCGUACACAGCUUUGUGCUUACUCUUGCUGCAGGUGAAAGUAUCUUUCUCCUUCCUUAUUGCUGCGGAGGUCGAUGUCCUGAUGGUUAUGAUCUUACGGUUUUCUGCGAGGAGAGGUUUGCCCAGAGCAGAGUGAAAACGACCUCUGUACUGUGA